Molecule: messenger RNA, 4083 nt
Organism: Prorocentrum cordatum
Lineage: Eukaryota; Dinophyceae; Prorocentrales; Prorocentraceae
Source: the annotation of a GenBank genome assembly
UGGCUCAGCCUUGCUACCCACAUCGCGGGCAGGGCCAGCCAUGGGCAGCCGCGCGAGCUGCGAGGCCAAGGAGCUGGAUCCCGAUGCCGUCGACGCCGACAGCGUGGGCGCCGCCGCCGACGCCCACUGCCUGGCGGUGGUGGACAAGGCGCAGCUCGCGGAGGCCUGCGAGGAGUACUUCGGCCUCUUCGCUCGCAGCGGGGGCGGCUACCUGACCCUCGCCGAGCUCCGCGCGCUCGUGGCGGCGGUGUGCGCGGCGUGGUGCCUGGAGCCGCCCGGCGCCCAGGACGUGUCGCGGGCGUUCGAGCGCCAGAGGCGGGCCGCCGAGCCGGGCCUGACGCGCGAGGGCCUCGCGGCGUGCGCGGGCGGCCUCCUGGCGGCGCUGCUCGCGGCGCACCCGGGCGGCCUGGCCGCCCCGCGCGCGGAGGCCGUCCUGGCGGCGCGCGGCGAGGUCGCGGCCAGGGGGCUGCUGCACGUCGAGCUCCCGGCCAGGGAGAGGCCUCUCCGCUCCAUCGGCGUCGCGGGCGUCGCGGUGGUCGUCUCCGAGGUGCGGUGCCCGCCUGGGGAGCGCUCCGCCCUGGCCCGCGAGGAGGAGCUCUGCUGCACCGCCGUCGUCCGCCGCGAGGGCCUGCUGCUGUCCAGGCGGACAGCGCGAACGACCGCCUCGGCCUCGCGAGGCUCCCUGUCGCCUGAGGGCGGAUCACGGUGGGUGUUCCACGAGGAGCUGGCGUUCGACGACCCUGUGCUGACAGACCGCCGAGGAGCCUUGUCGUGCACGAUCCAGGUGCGGCGCCGCGUGGGGCCGAUGUGCCGGGUCCUGGCGUGCGCGGAGCAGUUGCCCGUUCCUAGUCACGGCCGCGUGGUGGCGCCGCUGGUCGACCCAGCAUCUGGCCAGCGGCAGGGCGAGGUGUGCUUCCACGCGGGGUGGCAGUGCUCCGACCAUCUGUUGCAGUACGUGGCCAGCGAUUUGGUGCGCAGGUAUGUGAAGGCCGGCAGGUGGGAUGAGGCGCGCGCGAUUCUCCAAGAUAGCGGCACCGAUGCUGCCCUGGCAGUGGCUGCUUUCCCGGACAGUGCUGGGCGCACGCUGCUGAUGUGGGCCGCUCGCGACCCGGCCGGCACAAAGCUGCUGCGCGACCUGCUGGCGCUCAGCGCGUCAGCAUGGCUCGCCAGCGACGCCCGCGGCGCCACGGCUGCGCACUACGCAGCGCUGAGCGGCAGCGUGGAGGCGCUCGCCGCGCUGCUCGGCUGUGGCCUGCUCCCCGAUGCCGCCGCUCCAGGUCUCGCUGGCGCCACGCCGCUGAUGCUGGCGGCCCUGCGCGGAUCCGAGGAGCACGUCCUCCUGCUGCUUGGGCACGGCGCGCGCGCGGACCGCCUGGGCGACCACGGCGCGUCGGCCGCCACGUGGGCGCUCUGUGGCGGCGGCAUGGGACCCCGCUGCGUUGGCGGCCCGGCGGCGGGAUGUGACGCCGUGGACAGCUGGCUGCAGGCCGCCGCGUUGCCGCUGCCGCAGGCCGGAGCCGCUCAGGUCAGCGAGGCCCAGAUCACGCGGGUGCUCGCGCUGCUCGUCCCCGAGUUGUGGAGUGCCGCACCGCCUGCGGCGCUGCCCACGGCGCCGCUGGGGGCCGCCUGCGUUGCAGACCAUGCGCUUCACCGGGUGUGGAUGAGCGUGAUGGAGGUGGCCGCCGAGCGACAGCCGGAUGAGCUGCUGAGGUGGCUGUUGUCGGACUGCAUGAAGCGCUGCUGCGAGUCGGAGGCGAUGUUCAACGAUCUCCUCAGCCGCGUGUUCGACGCGGCCCUGGUCAGGCGCAGCGAGACGCUGGCGGCGAGGCUCGUGUGCGAAAUGAGGCAACCAGAGGGCCUGACAUCCGACGGCGCUGCCACCAGCGGCCGCGGCCAGCGGGUGCUCGAGGCCGCAGUGGACGCACAGAUGCCCCGGCUGGCGCUCGCUCUGAUCCAGAGCGAGAGGCCCCCGCAACUCGGGGAGCCCGAGUGCGCCGUGCGCGUCCUCAGGCUGGCAGCGCGCGGUGGCCACGAGGGCCUCAUGCUCACGACACUCAUGAGGCUCCCCGCCGAGUGGCGACGCGACUCCUGGACCGAGCCGGCCACGCCCGGCGACGGCCAGCGCGCCAGCGAGUGCCCUGCAUGCUGCGGACCCCUCUGCGACGCCCCACGGUCGUUGCGCUUACAGCCAGAGAGCGAGGGAGACGAGCCCCCGCUGGCGUGCCCGCAUUUUGUGUGCGGCAGCUGCGUGGACCGCCUGGGCGGACGUUGCCCCCUCUGCCGCGCAGACUUCGUCGAGGCGCGAGCCCUGCCAGACCCGGCAGAGGACCCCACGUCCUGGUUCUUCUUCGCAGCAGGCCUCGCGGACCCGGCGGCGUGGGCCGUCUUCGCCGCGCGGCGGGGCGUCGGCAGCGAGGGGACGUUUCUGUCGGACCGCUCGCAGUCGCCGGGCUCCUCGGUCUUGUCCCGGAGCUCGAGCUCCGCGAGCGGCGGCGGCAACGCCCCGAGCUGGCGCCCCGAGCACGCCCGCUCGCGCGCCGCCACGCAGCCCUCCUCACUCCCCGCCACGCGCGGCACGCAGGCCGCGCCAGCCGCCGCCGCAACGCAGCCGGCAGCGGGCGGCGCCGUGGAGGCCUACAUCUCGCGGCACGACCUCGAGCGAGUAUUGGGCGCGACGCUGCCCCUCGAUCCCCAGCUCUUGUCCCGGGCCCUCGACGACGGCCUCUGGGCCCGCUGGGACGUGGACGGCGACGGCCGGGUCUCGGAGGGCGACUUCCUGGACCCAGAAGGCGGGCUGCUCCGCUGGCUCCUGCCCCACGUCUACGAGCUCAGGGCAGUUCCGCUGAGCAGUGCCACUGAGCACCAGCUGACGGCGGACCGCGUGGAGUGGUUCCGGCUCGCGGCGGGCUGCGCGCCAGGUGCCUCCCACGGGGGCCCAGAUCGCAUAGGUGGCGCGAUGUCCCGCGGCGGGGCCCUACGCGCGCUGCUGCGGCUGGCGCGCGUGUCGUCUCUGGACCACGCUCAGGUCGAGGAGGCUCGGCACUGGAUCUCACAGGGGUGGGCGCGGUGGGACCCCGAGGGCACCGGCGAGGUGCACGUGGACGCCUUCGCGCGUGAGGGCGGCAUGGCAGACGAUCUCCUGGAGCACUUGAGGUCGACUAGCGCGAGGCGCGUGACCAGAGGACUCGCCCAGGAUGGCCAGACGCCAGGGAAGCAUGUCGAGAACCUCGUCCAGCUCUGCUGCUACGCCGCGGGCCUUGGCGGUCAGCCUCACAGCGCUGGAGGUGCCGAUGGCGCCAAAGAGCAAUUGCGCUCUUGCGCUGGCCUCUGCACGGCGGCGCGCGAGUGCGCGCAGCGGCGCUGGGCCGGCAUGCCUUCCGCAGCAGACCAAACGGAGGAGUUUCUCUAUGUAGAAGCUUUACCGUUGGUGAUGACCACCAUGCGACAGCACGCCUGCCGCUGCCAGGUCGUCGGGUGGGCCUGUCGUGUACUUGUGCUCUUGGCCCUCCGCCUCUGCGAGGCGCCGGCUGCGGCGAGCCGCCCCGAUUUGUGGUCGGCCUUUGCCGAGGUGGCCUUCGACGGGCGCGGGGCCGCGGCUCUUGCAGUCAGGGCCGGCAUAGGUGGAGUAGUGGAGCUUUCCGCGCAAGUGGUGCAGCCCAUGGCUGCCCUCUGCGCAUCGCCGAGCGCGGCGGCCGACAUGGCUUUCUACGACACGGCGGCCGUCGCGGCCCUGCUGCUGCGCAUCCUGGCUGGGCCCAGCCACGCCGAGGAGGUGCUGGGCAUGUUAGCAAGACUGUCUCCGGAGGCCUCCACCCCGGCGUCCCGGACUUUUUCGUGCAUGGUGGCAUGCAUGAUGCUGUGCGACGGCCCUGGCGUUGCGCGGCAGUUGGAGGCUCUGGGGCACCACGGCCUGCCCGUUUGGUCCCCGGCGGCGGCGCUGUCGCCCUCGGGUGUGUCCAGAGGGCAGCGCGUGGAGGUGUGCUGCCGGGGCGGCUGGCACGAGGGGACCGUAGAGCGCCCUCCGCUGCAGGAGCCGUCGCAGCCCCGCGACGAGCUCUGGGUGGUGGACUGCGGGCCAGUCGG